GACUGGCCUCAGUGUGGUUGUGGCAGUUGGAGGUGGAGGGUGUUGUGCGGUGCUUUGGGGGCGUCCUCAUGUUUUUCGACCCAAUCGCUAAAUCAUUCACUUAUUACCGGUGAAUAUGGACAGUAAAGACUACGACCAUGUCAGAAACCUCACUCUCUUAUUCUUCCUGGACCGUCUCAUGGACAAGGGUCAGCCGCGGACCCUGCAUGACCUGAGCUGUCAGUUCGGCACGAAGGGCUUCACCAAGGAGAUGAGACAGAUCGCAGGCGGGUCACAAUCAGGCCUCAGAAAGUUCCUGCAGCAAUAUCCGUCCCUUUUUACCUUGGAGGACGACUACGUGAGCGUCACCAACUAUAGCAAUGGCAUUUCCAAUCCGCACGACCCCACGGGGAAGCUGUUGGGCAAGAGGGACUACCAGCAGGAGGCCGUGGACUACUUCGUCGGGAAACUUCGUCAGUACGGCGCUGGAACUGAGGUGCCCAUCAAGUCCUUACUGGGCCACCGCUCGCAGGCGUCCCCCGAGGUGCGCCACGUCUCCGGCCAGCACGUGAAGGAGUUUAGGGACUUCUUGGUGAGGUAUCCUGAGGUGUUUGUGGUGCGCGAGGAGACGGUCAUCCUGAAGGAGUUUGAAGGAGCGGCGCCUCAGCCCUUCAAGGAGCUGGAGGUGCCAAAGAUCGACCCGGUCCUCACACAGCAGGUGCUGCAGUACUGCUCGGCGGCGCUGAUCCGUGGGCCGCUGAUCAUGGAGACGCUGUUCAAUGGUCUGGCCACGGCGUUCCCCAAGGAGUCACUGUCGCAGAUCUGUCGGUGCGGCAAUGACCUGGCCACCUUCCUCAAGAUGCACUCCAACACCUUCUUCGUGCAGGCCAACAUGGUGCGCCUCGUCCACCCCACCGCCUCCCCUGCACCCCUAGCCGCCUCCACCACCGCCGCCAUCACCACUAACUCUACUACCAUGCACUCCCCGCCGCCUCUCUACCCCGCCCAUAACGCCCAGCCUCCGCAGCAGCAGCAGCAGCAAAGCGCCCCUGUACAGCUAUCCUCACCUUAUCAGCAGCAGCAGCAGCAGCACCUCGCCAUGAAGAACAACAGUAACUCGUCGCCAGACAGGGAGGACAUGGUCAGGUCCCCCUCCUCGCCCACCUCCCCGGUCAGGCAGCACCACCAGCCGCCUCCGCCGCAGCACCACCAGCAGCCGCAACAACAGCAGCAACAACAGCAACAACAACAGCAGCAGCAGCAGACGCUGAAGGCCCGUGUUAAUUCCCUGCUGCGUAAGACCUUAGCGGACAACAGCGAGCGUGACCGCGUGAGUUAUAGCGGCGGCGGUGACGGCGGUGAGAACGUGACGGGACGGCUGCUGCGGAACACGCGGGUGGUGGUGUCGGUGCGGGAGGCGCGCCAGCUGGUGAGCGCAAUCCUGGCCGCACGCCAGCCCGUCAGCUUCGACGGGGAGGGCGUCAACCUGGGCCCCUCGGGACCCAUGACGCUGCUGCAGGUGGGGCUGGUGUCCGGCCAGAUCUACAUCUUCGACGUGAUGGUGGAGCGCUCCCUCAUGUACGAGGGCGGCCUGCGCGAGCUGCUCGAGUCCACGGACAUUGUCAAGGUUGCUCACGACUGCCGGGGUGACGCUGGCGCCCUCUACCACCAGUUCGGAGUCACCCUUCGGCACGUCUUCGACACACAGGCGGCGCAUGCAGUGUUGCAGCAGCAGGAGACGGGCAAGCCAGUGUACAAAGUCAAGAAUGUGUCCCUGAACACACUCUGCCGUUCCUACAACGCCCCUGUCAAUCCCCGUAAGGACCAGAUGAAGAACGUGUACCGGCGGGACCAGCGGUUUUGGGCGCGCCGGCCACUCACCGAGGACAUGAUAGUGUACGCUGCCUACGACGUGGUGGCGCUGGUGCCUACCGUGUACGACGCCAUGAGGAAGCAGCUGGACCCGGUGCUGAUACCGCUGUUUGAGGAGCUGUGCCGGGAGCAGGUUGAGGCCUUAAUACAGCCUGAAGAGGUCAAGCAAAAGAAGAAACAACGCAAGAUUGAAACAGAAGUGGCAGAGUUGAAGACGAAGCUGGCGACCACUCAGGCCCGUGCCAUCGUUCUUUCCAACAGAGAGAUCAGACUACUCAGGUAUCUUGAGCUGAGCGAUGAGGAACGGGAGAAGCUGGAAGGCUCGUACAAAGUCGCCAAAAAGCUGGAACGCCUGCAGAGUAAAAAGGAAAGGGACGAAUCUCCAGACAAGAAUGGGGAGGACGAGGACGACAAUAGCGAUGACGACGACGAUGACGACCGCGAGGGAAUGGAGGAUGCCGAGUUCCCCAGCCUGAGCAGCGUGGGCUCUGGGGGGUCAGGGGGGUCCGGCGGCGGCCUGCUGUCCCCACGCUGUAAUGGCGAGGCAGAGGUGGACGGGUACGGCGGCUCCCCGUCCCUCACCACCAGCAUGAACAUGGUGGACCAGGUGCUGAGCAACGAGGCCAUGGACCGCCUCGAGAAGAUUGACCGCUUGGAGGCCAUCCUGGCGGCCGCCACUCAGGGCUCCGGGGCGUCCUCCCCUGCAGCGCCGGCCAGCAUCAGCCCACCGGCGCCCUGCUGCUGCCCGUGCCAUGUCUCUGCCCCCUCCCCCUCCCCCAACACUGUGCCGCACCACCAGCACGGAGGUGCCUCGCCCCAGUCCUCCGCCAGCAGGGCUGACACCAGCUGUCAGACUCUCAGCACCGGCGACAUUGUGAUCACCAAAGUGUUCUUCCCAGAUAGUCCUGAUAAUACAAAGGAAAAGAAGUGAUGUGUACAGUGUGUGUAUAUAAUUUUGUAUAUUUUUAAUUAUUGAUAAGAGUGGCACCAGCCACAGUGUGAUAGUUAGAUGGUGCCGUGUGCAGGCGCCUGUGAUAGUGGCCCUCGGGCUCACGCAGCUAGUUAGGGCACCUGGCCUGCCUCGGUUAUUUUUAGAACGAGACUGGCGUCUUACACUUGGUACCAGAAAUGUCGCGUCUUGUCUAUAAAACCUUUUAACUGGUAAGUGUCCUAACCACCAGGUACUCUGGUGCCAGACUAACUCAAGCUUUAAUGCCCAACACAAGUACAUUACCAAAGUCUUUUUAUCAUUUUCCAGGUACUUAUUUUGCCAGAUAGCCUUUUUAAUCUCUUGUUAUUAGACAAUAUACAGUAAAUUCAGCUUACUUCUGUGCUGAAGUAUUGCUAGAGUUGGGAUGCUUAUAGGGUUGGGAACAUAUCAAUAUAUGCCUUCCUAGGUAUAUUAGGUUUAUUUUGACUAACUCAAUGGUAUUUCUUCAGAAAUACACUCAUCAUUGAGACGAGCAGGUGAGGCCAGGUAAGACACUGACUUACCUGAAGAAUUAAGCCUUCACUGCUAUCAGUAAUAAAUCUUUGUUGAGUUACA
Portunus trituberculatus (swimming crab) is the source of this 3397-nucleotide messenger RNA. RefSeq names its product egalitarian protein homolog (gene egl). Gene Ontology annotation, biological process: nucleobase-containing compound metabolic process. The coding region runs from base 116 to 2782 and encodes 888 amino acids. Gene Ontology annotation, molecular function: 3'-5' exonuclease activity; nucleic acid binding. The transcript is spliced from 8 exons. The record is from RefSeq and is a predicted model, not a curated record. NCBI's taxonomy places the organism in Eukaryota, Metazoa, Arthropoda, Malacostraca, Decapoda, Portunidae.